This is a messenger RNA of Spinacia oleracea (spinach), 702 nucleotides long. RefSeq lists its product as uncharacterized. The coding region runs from base 143 to 532 and encodes 129 amino acids. NCBI's taxonomy places the organism in Eukaryota, Viridiplantae, Streptophyta, Magnoliopsida, Caryophyllales, Amaranthaceae. The transcript has a single exon. The record is from RefSeq and is a predicted model, not a curated record.
CAUCUGACCAGAUCAUACCACACCAUACCAUUUUCUCUCUCAUCUUCUUCCCCAAAAUUCCGAUAUUCUCAUUUUCCCCCAAUUUCAUUUCUAGGGUUUGAGGACCCCCAUUUCCAGUUCCUCUCAAACCCUAAAUUUCAAUAUGUUUCCCCAAUUUUCCAAUUUCUCUUUCCUAUUCCUCUCUCUCCUCUUAAUCACCUUUACCCAAAUCGCAAAAUGUGACACCCAACCUUCCGUCAUUCGAUUACCCACCGAUUUCGCCGGAGAUGCUAAGUUAUGCUCGCCUGAAGAAUCUUCCCCAAAAUCUUGCCCAGUUAAAUGUUUUCGACCCGACCCAGUUUGCGGCGAAAAUGGGGUUACCUACUGGUGCGGUUGCGCGGAUGCUUAUUGCUCGGGUACUCGGGUCGCAAAGUUAGGCUAUUGUGAGGUGGGAAGUGGUGGGUCGGGUCCAUUGUCGGGUCAAGCUUUUCUGUUGGUUCAUCUGAUAUGGCUUAUUGUAUUGGGGUUUUCUGUUCUUUGUGGUUUACUUUGAAAUUUUGAAGGAAUUCUUUGUGAUUUGUACUAAUUCUUUUGGAAGGGAUUAAUGUAUGUAAUUGAGCAAAUGAUUUGAUUAUAGGGUGUUGUAGACGAUAAUUGAUUUUUAUGUAUGUAAUUAACGGAUUAUUGUAUUGGAAAUGAAUUUUUUGAGUUGCUUCUUGUGUA